GAGCGGAAAGCGUGCUGGCAACAUGUGCUACGCUGGCGCUCGGCUGUGCUAGGCUCCUGUGUUUGUGGCUGUGGCGAGGGGAACAACCUAACGAGAGAGGAACAUGAGUGACAGCGAUGAAGAAGGGGGACGGUGGGGGUGGCGAGGGCGCAGCAGGAGCAGAAGCAGAAGCAGCAGUCGCAGCAGCAAGGGGAGGGACUACUGGUACAAUCAGGACAGCAGGGAAGGCAGCGAGAGCCCGGACAGCAGGCGCAACGACCCUUACUCAAACUACAUGGACGGGAGAGACGAGGAGGAUGAGGACGAUGAGGAAAGACGAGAGCGGGACGGCUUCGGGUUCUCGUACAAUGACGAGGACGAUGACGACAAGAACAGCGAGCGGGGCCUACCGAACUACUACAGCAGGCGGAGCAGUAACAGUAGCAAGAACAGCAGGAACAGCAGGAGGGACAUUUACCUGGAGAACGAGAAGGAGAAGGACUCGGAGAACUAUGAGUGGAAUAACUGGAGGUCCAAAAAGCGGGACAGCAGGAGUAGUAGCAGGAGUAGCAGCAGGAGUGACCGCUUUGGGUUCAGGAGGAGAGGGGAUGAUAGUGACGAGGAUGGGAGAAGCAGGAGAAAGCGGAAACGAGCAGCCGCAGCGGAGGAUUACCUGGAGAAUGAAAACGCGCGCGGCGACCAUGACAGGCUGCCCAUCUGCUGCUGCUGCGUGAUGUGAGGGUGAGGGUGAGUGAAAGUGAGGGGUGAAAGUGAGGGAAAGUGAGGGAAAGUGAGUGAAAGUGAGAGGAAAGUGAGUGAAAGUGAAGAAAAUGGAGAGGAAAGUGAGUGAAAAUGAGUGAAAGUGAAGAAAAGUGAGUGAAAAUGAGUGAAAGUGAGGGGUGAGAGUGAGUGAAAAUGAGUGAAAGUGAAGAAAAGUGAGUGAAAAUGAGUGAAAGUGAGGGGUGAGAGUGAGUGAAAAUGAGUGAAAGUGAAGAGAAGUGAGAGGAAAGUGAGUGAAAAUGAGUAAAAGUGAAUGACGAAAAUGAGUCAUGAAAUUGAGUUAAAACAGUGAGAGGAAAUGAGUGAAAGUGAGUGGAGAAAGUGAAUGAAAAUGAGUGAUGAAAGUGAAAAUGAGAAAGUGAGAGGCAAGAGUGAGUAAAAAAAAAAAGCGAAAGAUGAGUAAUGAAACUGAGUGAAAAUGAGACAGUGAGACAUGGAAGUGAGUGAAAAUGAGUAAAAGUGAGUGAAUAUGAAAAUUAAGGUUAGUUAAAGUUAAAAUAAGUAGAAAUGAGAGAAAAUAAUGACGAGAGAGAGAGAGAGAGAGAGGUGAAACUAAUCUGUGUGGAUCGAUAGACCAGUACGAAACACGAAAAGUUGACUGGUUACCCCUUAGAGAGAGAGAGAGAGAGAGAGAGAGAGAGAAGGGGGCGGAGCGUAUGUGUCUGCGUACGCGCGUAAGAGAGCAAAAACAAGAACGUGCUGUGUGUGAGAGAGAGAGAGAGAGAGAGAGAGAGAGAGAGAGAGCAUGCCUGUAUAAAAAGAGAACAAAAGAGUGAACGCCAUAAAAAAAAAAAACGAAAGAAAAAAACUGUGUCAACGAUUUUGUGAACGAAAAGCAGAAGAAAAGAAAACGAAAGAAAGACAAAAAUAAAGAAAGUGACGAUAGAAAAUGGGAAGAAAACGAAGAUAAAGAGAAACAAAGACAGUGAAUGAAAGUAAGAGAGAGAGAGAGAAAGAAGAGGAAGAAAAAAUAUAUAAACAAAAGUACUUCCUCCUCUCUCUUAUACGUAAAGAAAGAAAAAGAAAAGAAAAAAGAAAAGUAAGAAAAAAGAAAAGUGAGAAGAAAAAGAAAAAUUAAGAAAAUAUAAAAGUAGAAGAAGAAAAGCUAAAAAAAUCGUCAGAAUAAAAAGAAGACAGACACCAGAAGAAAACAGAGGAAAAAAGACAAAAAAAUAGAGAUAACGAAAACAAAGAAGAAAAAAAGAAAGAAAAAAAAAGCUAGUUCAUCUCACUGCCAGACUCCUAAGUGUUGGCCGCAAGUGUGAAAGAGAGAGAGAGAGAGAGAGAGAGAGAGAGAGAGAGAGAGAUUAUUACCACAUAUCAAAGCUUCUAAACAUAGCCUCCCUUUCUGUUUUAGUGGGUCAGGGGGAGAGAGAGAAAGAGAGGAAGAGAGAGAGAAAGAAGAGGGGAGAAAGAGAGAGAGAGAAGACAAGAGUAGAGGGGAGAGAAGGAAGGGAGGGAGGGAAGGGGAGGGAAGUGAAAAU
Messenger RNA from Eriocheir sinensis (Chinese mitten crab), 2243 nucleotides. RefSeq lists its product as uncharacterized. Lineage: Eukaryota; Metazoa; Arthropoda; Malacostraca; Decapoda; Varunidae. The record is from RefSeq and is a predicted model, not a curated record. Bases 104 to 718 code for a protein of 204 amino acids. The transcript is spliced from 2 exons.